This is a messenger RNA of Cydia strobilella, 3054 nucleotides long. It is a transcript of the gene okr, whose product is annotated as DNA repair and recombination protein RAD54-like. Bases 94 to 2382 code for a protein of 762 amino acids. The record is from RefSeq and is a predicted model, not a curated record. Gene Ontology annotation, cellular component: nucleus. Gene Ontology annotation, molecular function: ATP binding; DNA translocase activity; ATP-dependent chromatin remodeler activity. The transcript has a single exon. Gene Ontology annotation, biological process: double-strand break repair via synthesis-dependent strand annealing; reciprocal meiotic recombination. Lineage: Eukaryota; Metazoa; Arthropoda; Insecta; Lepidoptera; Tortricidae.
CAAGUCUUGAUUUGUUUCAAAUUGGUUCAUUUCCCUCAAAAAUAGUUUGUUUUCAAGAUUUUACCUUUUAUUCCGCUAUGGUGAACUGACAAAAUGCGACGCAGUCUAGCGCCGAGCCAACUCGGCUCCGGAGACAGUGUUUUCAAAAGCCCUCUGCUAAAUUCGUCCAAACGCAAGAAGCGAGAAUGCACAAAGACGGUCGCACCUCGAACCCUCACUCAAUCCAUGUCUGCAUCAGACCACGAGAACUUAAUCAAGCAGAUAUUAAGCAAGCCGUUCAAAGUGCCCAUUCCGAACUACGUUUCGUCGUAUUGCAGCAAAAGUUUAGGGUUAAAACGGACACAAGUCAGACGGGCUCUACACGACCCCGAUGAGCCGAAUGCGUUGGUUCUGUAUCGCCCUCCUCAUAUACCUGAACAUGAAAAGAUGAAAAUGAACCCAAAAGACAUUAGAGUAGGGGUUGUGGUCGAUCCCGUGCUAGGAAAUAUACUAAGGCCGCAUCAGCGCGACGGAGUUAAAUUCAUGUACGACUGCGUGACCGGACAGCAGAUUGAAAACGCCUUUGGCUGUAUUAUGGCUGACGAAAUGGGUCUCGGGAAGACUCUCCAAUGCAUAACUUUACUAUGGACAUUGUUAAGACAGAGCCCGGAGUGCAAACCAACCAUUUGUAAGGCAAUCAUCGUGUGCCCCAGCAGUUUGGUGAAGAACUGGUAUAAUGAGAUACAGAAAUGGCUUGCGUCAAGGAUUAAUGCUUUAGCUAUGGACGGAGGUUCUAAAGCAGACAUAACCUUGAAGUUACAGCAAUUCAUGAACACGUACUCUGCGACUAGAGUUGCUACUCCAGUGUUGAUAAUCUCCUACGAGACAUUCAGGAUAUACUCAAAUAUACUGCACUCAUCAGAGGUCGGCUUGGUCCUCUGUGAUGAGGGCCACAGAUUAAAGAACAGUGAGAAUCAGACAUACCAAGCACUGAUGGGUUUGAAAGCUAAAAGGAGGAUUUUGAUCUCAGGCACACCUAUUCAAAAUGAUUUGACUGAAUAUUUCAGUUUAGUACACUUUGUCAAUGAAGGGAUUCUUGGAACGGCACAAGAGUUCAAGAAGAAAUACGAAAACGCAAUUUUAAGAGGCCAGGAUGCCUUAGCAACUGAGCUAGAGAGAGAAAAGGCGCAGGAAUGCCUAGCUACCCUCACUGGAAUAGUCAACAAAUGUAUGAUCCGAAGAACAAGCAGUCUGCUCACAAAAUACUUGCCGGUCAAGUUUGAACAGGUCAUUUGCGUGAAAAUGACGCCACUUCAGACUCAAAUCUACAAGAACUUCAUCAAUUCUGAUGCAAUUCGAAAUAAAUUCUCCGGCAAUGGAGAGAAGAAUACUCUGAGUGCCUUGUCAAGCAUCACCUCACUGAAAAAGCUCUGCAACCAUCCUGACCUAAUUUAUGACAAGAUUAUAGAAAGAUCAGAAGGUUUUGAAAAGGCGAAAGACUUACUGCCAAACCACUAUGACAUUAAAGAUGUCAAGCCCGAAUACUCUGGAAAACUCAUGAUCCUAGAUUGCAUUCUUGCUAAUCUGAAAACGAACACAGAUGACAAGAUAGUCCUUGUAUCAAACUACACACAAACUUUAGAUCUGUUUGAAAAGCUUUGCCGUAAACGAUGCUACCAAUAUGUAAGACUGGAUGGCUCUAUGACGAUCAAAAAACGAGCUAAAGUUGUUGAGAGCUUCAACAAUAAGGAAUCUAAGGAAUGGAUCUUCAUGUUAAGUUCGAAAGCGGGAGGAUGUGGAUUGAAUCUCAUAGGAGCAAACCGUUUGAUCAUGUUUGAUCCCGAUUGGAACCCGGCUAACGAUGACCAAGCUAUGGCUCGAGUGUGGCGCGAUGGACAAAAGAAACCUUGCUACAUCUACCGACUCCUAGCCACAGGGACAAUAGAAGAGAAGAUAUUCCAACGACAAGCCCACAAGAAAGCCCUAAGUGACACUGUUGUAGACCAAAAUGAGGAAUCUCUAAGGCAUUUCACUUCAGAUGACUUGAAAGACUUGUUUAGAUUGGAAGAGAACACAUUGUCUGACACUCACAGCAAGUUUAAAUGUCGAAGAUGUGUAAAUAACAUCCAAAUUACCGUACCUCCAGAGAAUUCAGAUUGUACAUCAGACUUAUCUAACUGGUAUCACUGUGCCGACAAGAAAAACUUAGCAGAUCUUGUUCUUAAGCAAUGCUGGGAUCUCGCAAAGAGUAUUUCCUUCGUUUUCCAUCACCGCUCAGCUAAGACUGAAGCGCAGAACGAGAUAGAGGAUAAGGAAAAUGUACAGGAAAAGAAGAGAAGGAAAAUUGAGAUAGAUGAAGAUUAUUCAGAGCCAGAUGACAGUGCUGAUGAAGAUUAUGCUUAGUUUAAAUCAUGUAUUAUUUUGUUUGUUUCUCAGACACUUUUAGAUUAGGCGGGUCCACAACUCGACACAGAAAGAGCCGCCUCGCGAGGCAGCUCGGUCUGCGAAGACGUGCCUCACCCGAGGCAUUGCGACCGCGAGUGCGUUUGCUUCGCCCGAGGCACGUCUACACAGACGGAGUUGCUUCGCGCGGCAUUUUCCUCGCGAGGCACCUCGUUCUGUGUGGACCCGCCGAUUUUCAUAUUGGCACCCAAUAUUUUUGCCUGGAUAUGCGUCAGAAUUUCAGUGACCUUUUUAGUUAAAAAGUUUAAAGUUUUUAGUUAGUUUUUUUUAAUUUACGAUAGAAGAAGAAAUUAUGUUAUUAUAUAAAUAUUGAAGAACUCAUUUUUGCGCUUGCACAAUCUACUAAAAAACAGAUACCUUUCGAAAAACACUGACAUAUUUUCAAGUACACCAACGAUUUCUAUCAUAUUAUUUCAGGUUGUUUUUUACUUUGUACUAUAAGGUUGGUUUUGUUGCAGAAAUGUAUGAAAACCCCCAAAAUAUGAGUUAACUUUUGUUUAAAUUUGUAGCAAAAUGAGAGAGUUUUCUGUGACAUAAAUUUCUUGAAAUGUAAAUAAUUCUGUUCUAAGUUAACUAUUAUGAGGAGUGAUUAUAUUUUCCAUUUGUAUAUAA